Coturnix japonica (Japanese quail) is the source of this 4761-nucleotide messenger RNA. It is a transcript of the gene HNF1A, whose product is annotated as HNF1 homeobox A. Gene Ontology annotation, biological process: positive regulation of DNA-templated transcription; regulation of transcription by RNA polymerase II; insulin secretion. NCBI's taxonomy places the organism in Eukaryota, Metazoa, Chordata, Aves, Galliformes, Phasianidae. The record is from RefSeq and is a predicted model, not a curated record. Gene Ontology annotation, molecular function: RNA polymerase II cis-regulatory region sequence-specific DNA binding; DNA-binding transcription factor activity, RNA polymerase II-specific. Gene Ontology annotation, cellular component: nucleus.
UCCUUGAAACCACACAAUAUACACAGAUCAUUUGUUGCUAUGUUUUCUUCUCUUUACAGUUCCCUUGGCAGACUGAUGAUUGUGUGUGAACUCAGGGCUGUGCAUCCCCCACCCCCAAAGCAUACAACAAGCACAUACAGUCACAGAACUCAGACCAGGCAACCUUUCAAAUAAGAACCAUGAUGACAGUGUCCAUCCUAGUUUAAGAAAUCCUCAUACCACAGGAAAAGACAGAAUCUUCUGUCAUUCAUUGCUUGGUGCCCACAGUCUGUUGUCCUCGCUCAUAAAAUCCUUGAAUUAUAAGGAUGCAUCGUGAAUAAACUAGGUAUUGUGACUGGAAGCUGUACUUGCAAUGUACAGUUACUAUUGGCCAGUAUUGUUGGCAUGUCUGCUAGGGUGAGGUGGGGAUGAGGAAAAUUGUAAUGGGGAGUAAAAUGCACACAAAUUGCAUCAAAGCAUCAAUAGGAGAACCUCAAAUCUCACCACUUCUUAAAUGCUCUUUUUGCAUUACAAUAAAUGUGGAUCUUUAGAAACAGCUCUGGUAGGAAGGUCAGCCCAGCCGCCCAAGCACAGUUUGCUGGGCCUAGAAGAGGGGGUCUGAUCUGAAAAAAAAAACUCUUGUCCUUCAGCUGCUGAUUUGGCCCCUUGUCACAGGCACCACGAGAGCAUGGAUAAUGCUGCCCAUAAAGGAAAAAGAGGGGCCCAGGCCAUCCAGCAGCACUGUGUUGGAAUAUCAGUUGCUUUUGAGACACUUCUAGUAGGCUCCCCCUCGCUUGGGCUUGAUGGAAGCAAUAUAAAACAAGGCAAGUGGCUGCCCAUAGGAAACUUCCAUUAAAACAACAGUUUUAAGUCCUUCUGUUGAUCACAUAAGUAGGAACUAUUUACAAGAUGCUCAUGCACCAUUAAGUUCACACCAAGUUAUUUCCUAAUUCAGCCAUUUGAAAUGGGAAGAUUCCCUGAGAACUGCCCGAAAGUACUGCAGUGAAGUUACAGAGCAUGUUUUCAGGAUUCAAACAACAGGUGGGAGUAGAACAUUAGAGCAGGGCUGGUAUCAAGGCACAGGUGAUAAACGGGAGCCAAAGCUGCCCAGAGCACUUCUCAGAAGCAAGGCAGCUGCAGAUAGGGACUCUCAGCAUGUACCAGCACCCAGGGCUAGUCCUUACCAUGUGCUUGAAUCACAAGCUCAAUGGUGCGAGUAAUAGCUGAAUUUUGUGCAUACACAGCUUUUUCUCAUCAAUUCAGCAAUAAAUGUAGCAAGUUCUAAUGGAGGUGUUGAUGUUUGCAUCUUAAGAUGCCCAGCAAGCCAAAGGCAGAAGCAAAAAGAUCAUUUAAGACUCAAUGCUCUUCCAUACAAGUCAACAGGAGCUCCAGAACAUCCUGUGGGUCUUCGGAACACCUCCUACCAACCCAGGGGGGUCACUUGUCUCUACUGGAGGGCUGCAUGAAGGCAAUCCAAGCUGCCAAGGCAGUAUUUUUGCAGCUCAAAGCCCUCAGCCCACCACGGCCAGAGCUCAGAGUAGGCUCUGCAACCUUCCAACACCGGUGAACGCAACUCUUCCUUGUAGGUGCUCUACCUCUUCCUUCUCUACAAUGAAUAGGGCCAAAAAGCAAGCCUUGUUUUCCCACUCCCAUUCUCCUAGUAUUCCUUCCAUAGCUUACUUGUCCGUGCUGGCAGACCUCCUAUCCCUUCAUUUUCCUCUCUCUGCUUCCCUCCCUUUCCCCCUCCCCCUGCUUUCUCUCCCUCUGCACUUUGUGAACUGCUGCUGCAGUGCUGAAGUCCAAAGUUCAGUAACUUGCUAAGCACACAGAUAAAUAUGAACCUUGGAGAAUUUACCAAUGUAAACAGAUAGCCAAGGGUCCCUUUAUCAGCACUGGCUCAGGACAGUCGUGGGGGGUCUGAAGUGGCUCAAUUUUGUAUUUUGUUUUUUUUGGGGGGGCGUAAAGGCGGGAGGCUGCGCUGUGCCCGCUGCUGACAGUCGGGCGUGUUACCUCGGGAACAUGGUGUAGGGAAGCUGGAAGCAGGAUAACGUGGAACUCAAGCCCAAGAAACACCAGCCUGAAGACCAUGGUCUCGAAGCUGAGCCAUCUUCAAGUGGAGCUGCUGGGAGCGCUGCUGGAGUCAGGGCUAACCAAGGAGACCCUGAUCAAGGCACUGAGCGAAGCGGAACCCUACAUGCUCCAGAGUGAAAGUCAGCAUGCUAUCAAUGCCCUGCAGACAGAGAAAGGGGAGUCCUGCCCCGAAAUCCCCAAUCUCCCCAAUGGAAUGGGGGAAACCAGGUUAUCGGAAGAUGAAACCUCUGAUGAUGGAGAGGAAUUUACCCCUCCGAUAAUGAAGGAGCUGGAAAACUUGAGCCCUGAGGAGGCUGCUCACCAGAAGGCUGUGGUGGAAAGACUAUUACAAGAGGAUCCCUGGCGGGUAGCAAAGAUGGUGAAAUCCUACCUCCAGCAGCACAACAUCCCUCAGCGCGAGGUGGUGGACACUACUGGUCUGAACCAAUCCCACCUCUCACAGCACCUCAACAAGGGCACUCCCAUGAAGACCCAAAAAAGGGCAGCCCUCUACACCUGGUAUGUCCGCAAGCAGCGAGAGGUGGCCCAGCAGUUCACACAUGCUGGUCAGGGGAUCUUGACAGAGGAGCCCAUGGGAGACGAUCUGCCCACCAAGAAGGGACGAAGAAACCGCUUUAAGUGGGGGCCGGCCUCCCAACAGAUUCUGUUCCAAGCCUAUGAGAGACAAAAGAACCCCAGCAAAGAAGAGAGAGAGGCACUAGUAGAAGAGUGCAACAGAGCAGAGUGUAUCCAGAGAGGCGUUUCCCCAUCUCAGGCCCAGGGUCUGGGCUCAAACCUGGUGACCGAGGUGCGAGUGUACAACUGGUUUGCCAACCGCAGGAAGGAGGAGGCUUUCCGGCACAAACUGGCCAUGGACAACUUCAGCAGCCCGCAGCCCACCUCUGCUCCCCCCCUCACACCUCACAACUCUUCCUCCCUUCAGCCACCUCCUGCUCUUUCACCCACCAAAGUUCACGGAGUGAGGUACAACCAGCAGCCAGCCAGUGAGGCAGAGUCCUCCAGCAGCAACCACCACGGGAACAGCUCCAUGGUGACCACCCAAACCAUCCUGCAUCAGGUUUCUCCCCCUGGGCUGGAGCCCAGCCAGAACCUACUGAGCACAGACACCAAGCUGAUCUCAGCUCCUGGAGGAACUCUCCCCCCCGUCAGCACCCUGACUGCCCUGCACAGCCUGGAGCAGAACCCCCACACGCUGGGUCAGCAAACCCAGAACCUCAUCAUGGCAUCCCUGCCCGGAGUGAUGGCAAUCGGAGCCGGUGAGACCCCAUCCCUGGCACCUGCAUUCACCAACACCGGCGGCUCCACCCUGGUAAUAGGCCUGACUUCAACCCAGCCCCAGAGCGUACCUGUGAUAAACAGCAUGGGGAGCAGCCUCACCACCCUGCAGCCAGUCCAGUUCUCCCAGCAGCUGCACCCGUCCUACCAGCAGCCCCUCAUGCAGCAAGUCCAGGGCCACAUCAACCAGAGCCCCUUCAUGGCUACCAUGGCCCAGAUACAGAACCCCCACGCUCUCUACGGCCCCAAGUCUGAAGUGGCCCAAUACACACAUACAGGCCUCCUACCACAAACCAUGGUGAUAACAGACACAGCCAAUCUCAGCGCCCUGACUAACCUGACACCAACUAAACAGGCAUUCACAUCUGACUCAGAAACCCACACAGAUUCUGGGAUCCAUACACCAGUGUCACAGGCACCAGCAAUACACCUACAGAACCAAGACACAACCAUCCAGCACCUUCAGUCUGGCCCUCGCCUCACCUCAAGCCCUGCUGUGUCCUCCAGCAGCCUGGUGCUGUACCAGAGCUCUGACUCCACCAACAGCCACAGUCAGCUGCUGCCAUCCACUCAUAACGUCAUUGAGACCUUCAUCUCCACGCAGAUGGCAUCCUCCACUCAGUAACACCAGGACAGCCACCCAAGGGGAGGCUGCCAGGACCAAGGCAUAAGGUGCAACUCCAGCUGUGUUUGCCACCACUGUCACCACUGCCUUCCACUGGAAGGAACAGUUGCUGCAGUCAGCCAACCUCUACUGCCUCACAAAUCCCUCAUUCAGCUGCCUCCAGUGGCAAUGGCUCAGAACAGGAGCUAUGGAACAGUGAUGCUGGCGCUGAUAGGAUUCACUGACCCCCAAAACCAAACCCAACCCCACAAGCCAGCCUAGAAUGACCAGACAUCCUUGUGGCUGCUGAAGGAGUGCAAUAAAGUCAGAGAUCUGACUGGAAUACAGCAAAACAAUGCCAAGAUGUAGGCAGAACUUUGGUUGGACCUGUACAAACCUGCCAACACCAAAGUAAGCCACACAGAAAAGAGAAAAAUUGAGCUGCCAAAAAAGGAACUCUAUCUUUAAAGCACUCUCCACCUUUGCUAUAAGGAAACCUCAAUUGGAAUUAUGAGAGAUAACGUCAACUUGGAGGCAAGAGUGAGAACCUGGCUUCUGACUUUGCAAUGAGAAUCACCAAGAAACUGAAUCAGAAAUGGUUUGACAAAAACCUGUCAAGUAUGAGAUCAUGGACUACGAGUUGUAAGCCCCUUAAUUAACUACAAAAUCCCAAGCAUUCUCAGUUCAAAAUGACCUACUCUAAAAUCAUGCUAUCCUAGUGGAAAUGGCUUGGUUACUUUUUUAUAUAUAUAUAUAGCUCUGCUUUGUUUUAAAUGCAGAAAUUAAAGUUAAACAGCAGCAAUGAGACUUCA